ACCGUCUACAAAGAAAUGGGUCAUCCAAUACUUAGAAUUAAUUAACCAAAGUUAAAACAUUGCAUCACCCAUACAAGCGUACGUGUAUAUCCAAGUAUUUAGCACCGUAUUCGAAUUAGGUCUACUGAAAUACGCGGACUCCAAAAAAAUCAAAAAGAGAAAUGCUCCUCCUUUCACUGAGUGUAUGAUUCCCUUAUUUCACUUUCUCUCUCUGUCCCGGUGCCCAAUCACUCCCUUUCUUCAUCUCUUCUGCAAUGGUGAAGCCUAACUGCCGUCGGCCUCCGCCGUCAGGCCGUACGAAUCUGGCCUCCUGCGUGGUCGCCAUUAUCUUCUUGCUCUUCAUACUCAUUGUAGUCCUCGUCGUCUACUUCACCGUCUUCAAACCCAAAGACCCCAAGAUCUCCGUUAACGCCGUCCAGCUCCCCUCAUUCGCCGUCUCCAACAACACCGCCAACUUUACCUUCUCCCAGUACGUCUCCGUCAGAAACCCUAACCGCGCCGUCUUCUCUCACUACGACAGCUCCAUCCAGCUCCUCUAUUCGGGUCGUCAAGUCGGGUUCAUGUUCAUACCCGCCGGUAAAAUCGAACCGGGAAGGAUCCAGUACAUGGCGGCCACCUUCCCCGUCAGCUCCUUCUCUCUCUCCCCUCCUUCCUUCGCCGUCCCCGCCAUCUCCGCCGGC
This is a messenger RNA of Tarenaya hassleriana, 680 nucleotides long. RefSeq lists its product as uncharacterized. The transcript has a single exon. Lineage: Eukaryota; Viridiplantae; Streptophyta; Magnoliopsida; Brassicales; Cleomaceae. The annotation marks the transcript as partial. The record is from RefSeq and is a predicted model, not a curated record.